AUGCAGAGCUUCGCCAUCCUCUCCGCGCUCGUCUCCGUCGCCACUGCGCGCACCUUCACCGUCACCAACAACUGCGCCUUCACCAUUUGGCCGGGCUUGUUUACCGACCUCAACGCGGGCACCGUCGUCCCGGACCAGGCGACGGGAUGGGAGCAGGCCGCCGGCGCGACCGUGACCUUCACCGUCCCCGACGGGUGGACGGCGGGCCGCAUCUGGGGCCGUACGAACUGCGACUUCAGCACCAACCCCGGCCCGACGUCUUGCGAGACCGGUGGCUGCAAUGGCGGCCUUGAGUGCGAUCGUAGCUCUGGAACGGGUGUGCCACCCGCGUCGGUCGCGGAGUGGACGCUCAACGCGGCGAACGACCAGGACUGGUACGAUGUCUCGCUUGUCGAUGGCUUUAACCUUCCCAUGGCCAUCACCUUGUCGGCUUCCGACUGCCACACCGCGAGCUGCCCUGCCGACCUGAACCCCAACUGCCCGGCAGAGCUUCAGCAGCUUGGGGCCGACGGCUCUGUUGUUGGCUGCAAGUCCGCUUGCUACGCUAACCUCGAUGGGAACCAGGCCGACUCCGCCAACUGCUGCAGCGGCUCGCACAACACGGCUGACACCUGCCCGCCCGACGGUGUUCAGUACUACGACUACUUCAAGGACUCUUGCGAGGACUCCUACGUCUAUGCUUAUGACGAGUCCUCUGGCACCGCUCUCUGGACUUGCCCGGAUACCAACGCGGCUGACUACACUCUCACCUUCUGUCCAUGA
This is a messenger RNA of Schizophyllum commune H4-8, 762 nucleotides long. Its product is annotated as Osmotin, thaumatin-like protein. Gene Ontology annotation, biological process: defense response. The record is from RefSeq and is a predicted model, not a curated record. NCBI's taxonomy places the organism in Eukaryota, Fungi, Basidiomycota, Agaricomycetes, Agaricales, Schizophyllaceae. Bases 1 to 762 code for a protein of 253 amino acids. Gene Ontology annotation, cellular component: extracellular region. The transcript has 4 exons.